Molecule: messenger RNA, 1085 nt
Organism: Effrenium voratum
Lineage: Eukaryota; Dinophyceae; Suessiales; Symbiodiniaceae
Source: the annotation of a GenBank genome assembly
AAGCGAUCGGCUCAAACUUUUGCGCGGCUCUCCUGUUUUCCCCGUGCCGACGCCGCAGCCUGAGCCAUGAUCUGUGAGGCUGCCUCCGUGUUUGGCAACAACUUGUUUGGCAUGUGGCUGAUCUUGACGGUGCUGGGCCUCAGCAGCUGUCUCUCCAUGAGCAGCUUGGCCUUCGCCAAGCUCUACUGGAAUCCCAGCUACGAGGUGUGGAAGUUCAAGAGCAACCCAAAGUUCCCGAAGCCGGAGAACGUCCGCACCGAGGUCCUGCUUACCAUCAAGUGCAUCUCUCUCUCCACCAUGCUGCCCGCUCUGUCUCUGUACCUCGCGGCUCAGGGCAGGAGCCAGGCCUUCUGCGGCUGGGGCGGCAGGUCUCUCACCUGGCACGUGGCCUCUGCUUUCGUGCUGGUGCUGGGUAUCGACUUCUUCGAGUGGGGGUACCACUACAUGGGUCACCAGAUUCCGUCCAUGUGGAAGCAGCACAAGAGCCACCACAAGUUCUUCAAUCCCACUCCCUUUUCGGUCAUCGCGGACGAGGCGGUGGACCAGCUCAUGCGCACCGCGCCCAUGCUGCUCUCAGUCGUGUUCCCGAUCAACAUGGACGUGCUGUUCGGCCUCUUCGCGGUGAUGUUCUACGCCUAUGGCGUGUAUCUGCACUCAGGCUACGAGAUGGCCUGGCCGGAUGCCCACCACCCGAUCAUUAACACUUCCUUCCAGCACUACCUUCACCAUGCGGAGGGUGCCGUUGGCAAGCCCCGCCACACGGGCUUCUUCAUCAAGAUCUGGGACCAAAUGGUGGGCGGCGACAGCACGGCUCACAUGCUGGCGAGUGGGAAGUGCUCUUGCUCCAAGUGCAGCCGCGAGCGCGGCGAGCGCAGUCUCGAAGCCUUCAAGAAGGUGGAGAAGGUGGACUACUCCUGCCUUCUGACUCCCGGCUUUUGGCUCCAGGCCUUUGCUUAGGACGCCUGCGCAUGGCAAAAGCACUUGCGCUCUGAAUGAGAUCGCACGGCCGCGGUUGAAGCCUUUUGGCCGGACGUCCCGGUCAGCCGCCAAAAGCGACGUGCCAAAAGUCAUUGCCAGACCGGACA